Lucilia cuprina (Australian sheep blowfly) is the source of this 2439-nucleotide messenger RNA. RefSeq lists its product as uncharacterized. The record is from RefSeq and is a predicted model, not a curated record. The transcript is spliced from 2 exons. Lineage: Eukaryota; Metazoa; Arthropoda; Insecta; Diptera; Calliphoridae. Bases 43 to 1620 code for a protein of 525 amino acids.
UAUUUACAUAUUUUGGGAAAAAAUCAACAAAAAAGUGUAAAAAUGGAUUUGGAUGAGGAAAUGAUUGAAGAGCAUUUAGACGAAGAAUAUCAAGACAGUGAAAUUUCGGAAGAAUUUAUGCAGUUUGAGACACAAAUUGAGGAAUUAGAAAAGAAAAAACUCAUUGCCAAAUAUGACCAGGAACUUUUAGAUAAAUUGGAAAAGGCUAUAGCUUUACUAAGAUUACAUGUACAAAACUAUCAACGCAUAGUGAUAUUUAAUAGGCGAAGAGCCAAACAACGUUUGAAACGAAGACAAAGUACGUUAAGAAAUUUCUUUAUACAAUCCUUAAUGGAGAUGCAAAUAAGAUUUGCGGAAAUGUUGCCGCUAACAAUAGAACCACAAGUAAUAGGAGAAAACAACAGCACAAAUAAUGAACAAAAGUUUGAGGAUGCCACAACAAUUGAAUCUUCACUCAGUAAGGAAGCAGGUCAUACUCAGCCAAACAAUGCCAUCUUAGCGACAGCAGUUUCAACCAAAAGUUGUUUAACCAGAAAAGAAGAAAAGGUUGAAAGUCAUACUAACAGUAAACCAACUGAGGAGGUGAGCUUUAUUAACGAAGAAGAUGAAUCUUCAGAAACUAUGUGUUUUUACAAAGAUGUUGUUUCCAAAUUUACCAAUGAUCAGUGGCUAGAUACAUUCCAUAUGCCCAAAGAUAUAUUCGAUCUUAUAUGUGCUAGACUAAAAAGCUCUUUGCUGGAUAUUGAACUACCUUUGGAAUCCUGGAUUGCCAUGUGUGUUUAUAUGCUAGCUACCGGCAGUACAUUUAGUUCUGCUGCCAUGCUUUUUAAUGUGGAGAUAUUUUACGCAAGAAGAUCUUUAUUUAAGUUUAUAAGCUGUCUGAUAAAAGAAUUUUCGGAAGAGACCUUAACUAUGCCGAAAACUAAAAAAGAGUUUGAUAGAAUAUCUAAUGGUUUUCAAAAAGCUUCCAAUAUGACACCCUGCGUAGCGGGAGUCUUAAUUCUAUUCGAGGUGCCGCAUGUCUGUGCUUGUGGACGCAAUAGAAACUGUGGCGGUAAAAACCUUAGAGUACAAAUUUGUUUAGAUAAUCGUUUAUUGAUUCGCAAAGUGGAAACGACCACUCAAAAACCUACCAUGUUCCUGCGUUCACCCAAUGAAAUUAGUGUUAAUUGGAAGAAAUUCUCCGAUACCUGUAUAGUACCGUAUUUUAUAGUUGCUCCUCCCGGUUAUCCUUUGCGUACUUGGCUUAUGCAAAAAUACGACAAACCCAAAGAAACAUGGGAAUAUGAAUUUAAUAAAUGUUUCCGUAGUUUAAACAUUUAUAAAGAUGUUGCUAUGAAGAGAUUAUUUGGACGUUGGCAUAUUUUAAACACCACCGAAUGCAUAAUACCGGAAUCGAAGACUUUUAUAGUAAAAGCCUGCUGUAUUUUGCAUAAUCUUCUAGAGGAUCGCAGAGAAUACUUUUCCAUGGAGUGGAGUAAAGAUUUUAAUGCGGCUAGAUAUGAAUAUAAGCUUGGUACAGCGGUGACACAAUUCUAUAAUGAUUCCAAACCGGCAAUAGAAAAACGUAAUAGUAUUGCUAAGUUAAUAAAUUUAACAAAAGUCCAGGAAGCGAAUUAGUUAAUAAAAAAAGUCUAAACAAAAAAACUGUAUGCUUUAGGGUAUUUUUUAUUCUGAUAGGUCCAGGCAGUAGUCUAGACAUCUUUCUACUAGUCUGUGAUCUACUCCUUUGAUUUAGUCAUAAAUGUAUUUCGACUAUUUCUUGAUUUUAGUACAAGCACGUGGUCUUCUAAGGUCAAUCUGAAGAUAGGAUUCAAAGCGUUCCCACCACAAUUGGAUAUUCGCUCCGGAACGACCUGAGUCAUACUCGGCCAAAGAUUGUCAACCCAGAGACAGCCGUAUCAACCGAAAGUUUUUUCCCCCAGGAAAGAACUAUCAGCCACAGUCGAGCUGUUACAACAACAAGAUAGGAUUCCUAAGAGUUAUUAUAUAAAUACAUAACUCCUUAGAAUUCCCAUUAAUAAUUUCCGCCCAAAAAAAUCAAAACAAAAGUUAAUUUUAAAUUAAUUUUUAUUUUACAUUUUUAUAAAACAUAUAAAAAUGCAAAGCAUAAAAUUAAAACAUUUUUGUCUAAAAACAAAUCAGUACAAACGUUGGGGUGGGCCCAUAGAUGACUUGAUGUGCAAAGAGCGAACGUUUUGCCAGUUCUUCUUCAACAAAGAUACCAAGAAAUUGAUGGACAAAUGAAUGUUUUGAACUAAUUCGUCUUGUUUCAUUUCAACGUGACCGACGGCAACGGACAAGCACAAUACUUUCUUCAUUUGGAACUUGAUGGUGGAUUUGACUUCUUCGAUCUUGCCCAUCAUGGAUUCUUGGUGAGACAAAAGACCAGGGAACUUGCCAGCCUUGUUCAAACCGGGACCCAAGAGACGGGGAAUU